AUGGCCUUCUCAUUCGAACCUACCCCCCGUGAAGCCAUCAUCGAGGUGUUCAAUCAAUUCGCCAAAUCUGUAGACGACGGAGAUGCUGCGUUGUUAUCAAGGGUGCUGACGGCCGACAUGGUUAUGGACUUGUCACCCUUCGAGGCGCUCGGGCUGACUCUGCCACUGCUAGAUGGCCGUGACACCGUCGUCCCUACUUUGAUGAAGGCCGUUGGGGAAACUCAGGAUACUACUCACCAAUUCACCAAUUUCACUAUGCGAGAGACAUCCGCCGGUGACGUGGACGUCGAGUGCCACGGUCUCGUGCAACACUACACGUUGGGUCAAGGGCUUUCGAUGGAGGGAGACAAGGAUUAUUUCCUCAUGGGAAACAGAUAUAAGGCUGUGGUUACUCAUGAGGGGGAUGGUUGGAAGAUCAAGAAGUUGACUGUCAGGGCUCAAUGGGUGCAUGGAAAUGUUGAGAUCGUCAAGGGUAAUUAG
Messenger RNA from Exophiala bonariae, 480 nucleotides. RefSeq lists its product as uncharacterized. The record is from RefSeq and is a predicted model, not a curated record. The coding region runs from base 1 to 480 and encodes 159 amino acids. The transcript has a single exon. Lineage: Eukaryota; Fungi; Ascomycota; Eurotiomycetes; Chaetothyriales; Herpotrichiellaceae.